Messenger RNA from Giardia duodenalis, 5214 nucleotides. RefSeq names its product Coiled-coil protein. The record is from RefSeq and is a predicted model, not a curated record. The transcript has a single exon. The coding region runs from base 1 to 5214 and encodes 1737 amino acids. Lineage: Eukaryota; Fornicata; Diplomonadida; Hexamitidae.
AUGCCCGCUCCGGUCUACUCUCACCAGCUAGACCGUGCACAGCCAGCGCAAAAUGGAACACACUAUCAUCCAUAUGCAAAAGAUGAUAACAUUCGCAUUGAAGAUCUCCAACAGCCGUCUGUUCAACUUCAGGGCAGAGAUAACUAUGCAAAUUUGCAGUCCAUGAAUGAUGAUCUAAUGGCUUGCAUAUCAAACUCAGAAUACACUCUAAGCAGUAUUAGGCGUGACAUGCAGAAUCAAGCAAGGGCUUUGGGUACUAAGGCCAGCGUAAAUCCAGAACUCAACGGUACUUCAAGUCCACAACAGCUAGGCCUUUCUAGGGGAGCGUCUCGCGGCGUCUCAGCAACAACACCAUCUAGACGCUACCAUGACCAGGCCGACCCUCGUCCCAUAGUUAGAGAGCGGCCCAUGUCAGCUGACUCUGUGCGGUCUAACCUGGGCAUCGCAACCACAGAGAGCAGUGAUCUCGAGGAUCUGUUCAUGCUUACCCCUCGAUCAUAUGGUGUACUGGCCUCACAGCAGCCGGAUUUUGCGUCAUCACAGCACAUUCAGCAACGCGGGCAUCGAGUUGCCAACAACAAGGAUCUGUCACAGUACUAUGAGGAGAUAGACGCCGUAACAGCAUUCAACGAGGGAAUCAUGCGUGAGAAGGCAGUUACAAUAGAUGCGUUAGAAAGGAACCUCAAGACUCUGAAGGUGGAACUAAACAUAAAGGACAGGGAGAUGGCUGCUGCAAGAGAACGGAUAGCAGAGCUUGUUAAGGAGGUUACAGAGCGUGACAGCGAGAUAAAAGGCCUCAAACAUAAAUUAGAAAAUGUUAAACACAACGCAGAGCGGUUUAUUCUGGCACGCGAUGAGGAGAUCGCACGUUUGGCUGAGGAGCUGGAGCAGAUGGAUGAGCACUAUCAGCAGAAGAUGAAAUUGAAAGACUCUAAGCUCCACGCACAGCACGAAGAGCUAGUUCUUUUAACUGCUAAGGAUGAUGAAAUAGCAGGACUUAGAAGCAAGCUAUCGGUCCUUACAGAGCAGCUAGAGCACACAGAAAACACGUUUAAGGCAAUAGUCAAGAGCAAAGAUGAGCAGAUAGAGACGCUGAAGGCCGAUGUUCAUGCUAAGCGUGACUAUAGCCUUGAGCUCCAGCGCAUCCACGAAAGUCUAUCUCAAGUUCGCAAGGACUGUGAGGAGCAGUUGCAUCAGAAAGAUGCCGAACUUUCCAAGCAGCGGGAGCAAGUGGAGACUGCUGAGAAGGAAAGGAGUUUGCUAGAAAAUGAAGUUACUUCACUAAAGGCCAUUGUAGAAAAGCAGGAGGAUCUGGUUAUCAAGCUCAAGGGGCAAUUGGAGCGCAGUAAUCCAGACGUUGAGCGACUGCAGCAGGAGCUCGAUACUCUUCGAAUAGAGUCACAGAAGGCUAUUUCGGCCAAGGUCAUAGAAGCUGAAGAGUUGAAGAGCAAGAUUCACACAUUAACGACUGAAAUGCUCAUGCUACCGACGCAGGAAGAUAUCCUUGAGGCACGAAACGAGGUUUCCAAGGUCACUGCAUCUAUGGCUGCCAUGAUUAAGACAAAAGAUGCAGAGAUCCUCAGUCUGAGGAGAAAGCUUGAAGACUAUGUUGAACUAUCGGAAGUUCAGCGACUGAAGGGAGAGCUUACUCUUUCUAAGGCAGCGCUGGCAGAUACCAUUGUACAGAAGACGGCAGAAAUCAGAGACUUGAAAGAGGAGAUGGCAAUUCUUCAAAUCGAUGAACAUGCAUCUGGAGCUCCUUCUGAUGGUGGCAGCUUUGAUGACAAGUUAAAGGACUUGGAGUCUAGUCAGAAUGCGCUCGAAGUAUCACUAGGCACGCAAGUUGAACUAGGAGCGCUAAAGCGAAUUUAUAAGGAGGCGAUGCUCGCCAGGGACCACCAGAUUAAAACUCUUUCCCAGAGGAUCAAUGACGCAGACGCAGAGCUUGCCACUUAUCGUGAGCGCAUUGCUCAUCUUGAAAGCACCUCGAAGGAAGCGCCCCAUAUGCAAGAACGUCCUGCUACAGAUUCUGCUUCACCAGCCAUCCACGACCUGAGAAGCGAACUACAAAGCGUUAAGGACGCCAUGGCUGCUGCAAUGGUCCGUAAUAUGCGAGAAGUGGCUACCCUAGAACACCAAAUAAACCAACUGAAAGGUGAGAAUGAGUCACUAAGGAUAAAGAGGGACGAUACCGUGGAGACUGUAUCAAUAGGCAUCUGUUGUGAGCCUGAGGAGCAGAACGGUCGCGUGUCCUUUGAAGCGAGAUAUGCAAAAUGUAGUCAGGAAAAUGAGCGCCUCUCCAAUGAGCUUCAGCUUAUUGCACAGGAGCUGGCUAAGACACGGACGGCGUAUUCAGACGUCAUGAAGCAACUCAGCGGUCUGAACACAGAGCUGCUAAUCACAAGAAACCAGGCUAGCGACGCGCUCAACACUCAGGCCCUUCUGGAGUCUACUCUGCAGGAGUAUGAAAGGGAGGUAAGGACGCUGCGCGGUAGUCUUGAGAGCUCACUCCAGCAAAACAGAGAAGCCGAUAGUGUCAACACUAAGUUGCAGGAGAGCCUCUCAGAGUCCCAGCUCUACGAUCUUCAGCAAAAACUAGAGAAGUCACAGGCAGAUUUAGAGCGACUGCGGGACGACUAUAGCACCAUGCAAGCAACUAAGGAUAUGGUCAUUCACAAGAUCUCAUCAGAGGUUAUCCAUCAACGCGAAAUGGUUGACUUAGCCGGAGAAGACAUGAACAGAAGGCUAAAGGAGGCCGAGGAAACAGUAGAAAGGCUCAAUAACGAGCUUCUGACACAAAAAGAGGAGUUUGUGACGGUCGUGACAGAUCUAGAACAGCAAGUGGAGAAGCUAAGCGCAGAAUUACAAGGAUCUCGUGAGUCUAAUGAAGCCCUGAUUGCACGGAUGAUGCGUGACAUUACAGGCCUAGAAAAGGAGCGUAGCGAUUUGGAGUCACAGCUGGAGACGGCGAAAGCCACAUCCACGACUAUUAUAAAGGGCCUAGAAGAUCAGGUGGCACAGUAUGAGCAGAGGAUUACAGACUCUCAACAGGCUACCAUGACCUCACAGAGCUCUGAUAGACAACUUAUCGAGGCCCUCACUGCUGAGCUAUUCACAAACAAAGAGAAGGCCAAUAAGACCAUAAGUGAUCUUACGGACAAGCUGAAUGAGUUGCAAGAGAGGCUGAACGAGGAGAAAGAGGCAAGUGUGAUCACUGUAACGCGCCUAACCAGCCAAAAUAGCAAUCUCAUGUCUGCGACAUCUAAUCUUACCAAAGAAUUGGAAAUAACAAAAGAGUCUCUCCGCACAGUUACAGAAGAGUUGACCGGACAGAUGUCAAAGAUACAGCUUGAUGCCAAGGAGCGAGAGCAGCUGCUUCAAAGCAAGCUUGACGAGGUUACAGCUGAAGCCGAAGCAGCUGCUAUGCGCCUUCACGAGCAAGUGACUCAAAAGGACAGCGAGAUAAGACAGCUUACCGAUGCGCUAGCUGAGUCUGCUCUACAUUUGGAGAAAUUAGACACAGAGAGCAAGCAAACGAUAUCACAACUAGUCAGCGAGCUGGCGGAGGCACGGGAAACCAUCCAGUUCAUUGAGCAAAAAAACCAGCGGGAUAUGUCCGAAAUCAGAAACAGCAUUGCUACCUUCAAGGAGACAACUAUAGAGUCUCAAAGGCAACACGCUUUAGAUCUAGAGCAUAAGGACGCAACGAUCGCGCAGUUAUCCAAUGAACUAGAAAGCAUCAAGCAAGCCAUGGAAUCUGCUAAUUCAGCGCAUCAAGCAGUGCUUGAAAAGGUAAUGAAAGAGUCUGGCGAGUUAGCUCUUCAAAACAGCAAGUUGAAGACUGAAAUCCGAGAGCUACAUGAACAGUUUGCCAAGACUAAUGAAGAGGCUCAGCUGGCCUUUCGUGAUCAAAUGGAAGGAGCUGAUGUGAGAAUAGGAGAGCUUCGGGCACAGGUGGAAGCACUUCAAAAGGAUCUGGAGAAGAUGACGGUUUCGCGAGACGUCCUCUUAGAUAAGCUUUCAGCAACGCAUACGAAGAACGAGACGGAUUCGGUAAAGCAAGGAGUUCCUGACUACGAUGCCCUAUUGAGCAUGAGCCAAAGUAUUCUCAGCAAAGACGAAGAGAUCACGACCCUACGCUCACAAGUAGAGCUCAUGAAUAGUAAGCUUAUAGCCGAAGAGGAAAAUAACAAAAGGGUUGUUGACCACCUGCAAGGAGCAAUAGAAGUCAUGAACACUCAAUACGAGGAGCUCAGAAGCAUGAAGGACUCUGUUAUAGAACGGUUGACCCGCCAGGUGAGGAGCACCAGCUCACGAAUGCCAUCCAGACCAGAUUCUGCUGCAUCCUCGAGGCGGGGGUCCUCUGUUGUCAACGAAGCAGAUCACAAUAAGAAAAUUCACGCUUUAACAAAGGAAUUGAAGGAGGCCAAGGAGAUCUUUAUGUACACUGUUAGUAUGAAAAAUGAUGAGAUAGAACGCCUGAAGGAACAGCUAAAAGAAAAGGAGGAAUUCAUAAUGAGCUUGUCUGUGGGCAGUGUGCUUGCAGAAAGCUCAAGAAGGCCAACCGAGGAGCUUCUAGAGAUCAAGCGUGGGAUAAAAGAAAGCGCUUUUCACGCAGAGGAUAUUUCAUGGGAACUUGAGGAUUUGCAGCGGCAAAACUUAGAAUUACGCGCCGAGAUAGCAGCGCUUACAGAGAAGCAGGCCCUUGUUCCCGAAGCGUCAACACCACGAGGAAUCACCGAUAUAACUGGGUCCGCUCAGUCUGCUAUGUGUAGCGCCUCCAUGGUUGACUCGCUUGCAGCGCUUCACGCGGACCUGAAAGCAAAGGAUGAAACAAUCCUCAGUCUACAAGGUAAGCUCGCGAUGGCGCAAGAGGAGCGAGAGGCGAAGCUUACCCAAUUGUCGAGAGAACUGGAGCAAACAAAAAGAGCUUUGAGGGACAAGGUUGAUGAGAUUGUUAACCUAUUAGCUAUCAUAGACCGUGUGAAAACAGAGUAUGAGAAUUACCGGGCAAGUACCGCCGUUGAGCUUUCCGGGCUCCGAACUGCGUUAGAAAAGUAUCGAGGAAGUAAAGAAAUAGAUGCUUCUGAUGUACGGAUAGCUGAGCUGGAGGCAGCACUGGAAGCAGCUAAAGAGCAACUUAGCGAGGUUCUAAAGACUAAAAAUGAAGAAAUCGAACAACUAAGCAUUCGGCUCGCAGCUAGAAGUAUUUAG